Coregonus sp. 'balchen' is the source of this 522-nucleotide messenger RNA. The record is from the annotation of a GenBank genome assembly. Lineage: Eukaryota; Metazoa; Chordata; Actinopteri; Salmoniformes; Salmonidae.
AUGUUCCCCCUCCCCUCCCUCUCAUUCCCUGUCACAGAGUGUGAGCAGGGUCGUUUCGGGGUGGGCUGCACCCAGUCAUGUGACUGCGAAGGGGACACCCCAUGUGACCCCAUGACCGGCCGUUGUCUGUGCCCCCCAGGGAAGAUGGGCACGCGCUGUGACACAAGUAGUUGUUUGCUUCUUUUUAUUUAUUUAAUAUCUAAGUAGUAUGAUUCAGCAACAUCCGUUUCCUCAAAGGACUAUGGGGUGAAUCCUAACUUAAGUCAAAUGUUCACUUAGUCUCCCAUUAACAUCAAUGCAGUUAGACUUAAGUCAAAGUAAGGAUUUACCCCUAUAGGCCAAACAGCACCAUAAUCUAAAAGUGUUGUCACAAUUCUUGUUUCCCUGUCUGGGCUUUGUCCAGAUUGUCCAGUGAACCGUUACGGCCCGGACUGUUCUGAGAGCUGUGAGUGCAGGAACGGGGCGUGGUGUGACCCACGGAACGGCCGCUGCACCUGUCUACAAGGCUGGAUAGGACCCACC